This is a messenger RNA of Closterium sp. Yama58-4, 1980 nucleotides long. The record is from the annotation of a GenBank genome assembly. Lineage: Eukaryota; Viridiplantae; Streptophyta; Zygnematophyceae; Desmidiales; Closteriaceae.
AUGCCACCAGGGACAGGGUUGACGCGGGGCAGAGGAGUGUUGGCGUGCUACCUGCCACAACACCGCUGUCACUCCCUCUUCGUCAAGCUGAGGCGGCGGCGCCGCGACGUCGUGAGAGGGACCAUCUCCGCCUCACCCAUUCCGCCUCACCCCAUUCUACCUCACCCCAUCGCCGCCCCCCCAUCCCUCCCCUCCCCAUCGUUCUACACCCCAUCCCUUCCCUCCCCAUCCCCGCAACCCCAUCCCUUCCCUCCCCAUCCCUCACCUCCCCAUCCCUCACCUCCCCAUCCCUCACCUCCCCAUCCCUCACCUCCCCGUCCCUCACCUCCCCGUCCCUCACCUCCCCAUGUCUACCCACUCCGUGCCUCAUCUCCUCAUCUCGAACGAGCACUCUCCCUCCCCAACAAUUGUGACGUGCAAUCCCCCUGUCGUCCACGCUCACUCCCUCACUCCAGUCGCCCACGCAAACUCUCUUUCCGUCGCCCAGCUCACCGUUCCGCCUCACCCCACUCCGCCUCACCCCAUUCCGCCUCACCCGGGUCCCGCCUCACCCCGUUCCGCUUCACCCCACUCCGCCUCACCCCAUUCCGCCUCACCCGCCCCCCCCUUUUGCCUCACCCCAUUUUGCUUGCCGUCCUCUCUCCUCACCCCAUCUCCUCCUCACCCCAUCUCCUCCUCACCCCAUCUCCUCACCCCAUCCCCUCAUCACCCCAUCUCCACCUCAUCCCUCCUCUCCCCGUCCCCUCCCCUCCCCGUUCCCUCCUCUCCCCAUCCCCGCAUCCCCAUCCCCGCCUCCCCAUCCCCGCCUCCCCAUCCCCGCCUCCCCAUCCCCGCCUCCCCAUCCCCGCCUCCCCAUCCCCGCCUCCCCAUCCCCGCCUCCCCAUCCCCGCCUCCCCAUCCCCGCCUCCCCAUCCCCGCCUCCCCAUCCCUUCCCUCCCCAUCCCUCACCUCCCCAUCCCCGCCUCCCCAUCCCUUACCCUCUCCAUCCCCCAUCUCCCCAUCCCUCACCUCCCAGUCUCUCAUCUUACCAUUCCUCUUCUACCCAUCCCUCACCUCCCCAUCCCCGUUCCGCCCCACCCCAUUCCGCCCCAAACCCAUCCCUCCUCACCUUUCCCCAUCCCUCCUCUCCCCAUCCGUCCUUUCCCCAUCCGUCCUCCUCACCCCAUCUCCUCCUCACCCCAUCUCCUCACCCCAUCUCCUCACCCCAUCCCCUCAUCACCCCAUCUCCAUCUCCUCCUCUCCCUCCUCUCCCCGUCCCCUCCUCUCCCCGUUCCCUCCUCUCCCCGUCCCUCCUCUCCCCGUCCCCUCCUCUCCCCGUCCCCUCCUCUCCCCGUUCCCUCCUCUCCCCGUCCCUCCUCUCCCCGUUCCCUCCUCUCCCCGUUCCCUCCUCUCCCCGUCCCCUCCUCUCCCCCUCCCCUCCUAUACGCAUCCACUCCUCUUUCAAACCCAUCCUCUCUUGGUUUUUCCUCACCUCAUCCCUCCUCUGCCCAUCCCCUCCUCUCCCCAUCUCCUCCUCACCCCAUCCCUUCAUCUCCCCAUCCCCUCCUCACCCCAUCCCAUCCUCUCUCCAUCCCCUCCUCUCCCCAUCCCCUCCUCUCCCCAUCCCCUCUUCUCAUCCCCUCCUCUCCCUGCCCCCUCUUCUUCCCAUCCCCUCGUCUCCCUGUCCCCUCCUCUUCUUAUCCCUUCCUUCCCCCAUCCCGUUGCCCCUUUCCUCCAUGUCUCUUCACUUUGAUCCUCCCAUCCUCCUUCCUCAUUCCUCCCUGCCACCCUUUCUCCUCCCCUCUUUCCUCCCCAGCCUCUCUUCCUCCCCUCCCUUCUGCUUCUCUCCCCCACGUCCUCCCUACCUCCCUUCCCCCAACCAUCACUAACUCCCUUCCUUCAUUCCUGCAUUCCUCGCUUCCUCCCUUCCUCCGUUCCUCCCUUCAUCAUUUGUCAGUUGUCAUUCUUUUGCAUCAGCCACUUCAGCCACGUCACAUCUGA